Molecule: messenger RNA, 1387 nt
Organism: Vigna unguiculata (cowpea)
Lineage: Eukaryota; Viridiplantae; Streptophyta; Magnoliopsida; Fabales; Fabaceae
Gene: RAD51C
Product: RAS associated with diabetes protein 51C
Biological process (GO): meiotic DNA recombinase assembly; reciprocal meiotic recombination; DNA repair
Cellular component (GO): Rad51B-Rad51C-Rad51D-XRCC2 complex; Rad51C-XRCC3 complex; replication fork
Molecular function (GO): ATP-dependent DNA damage sensor activity; ATP binding; four-way junction DNA binding
Source: RefSeq, a predicted model, not a curated record
AAUUUUUAUUCAAAUCACUGGAGCAAUUUGAAGUGUUUCUGCACCAUGAAGUGAUUAAUGUCAAUUUUGACUCUUCCGUGAUCAGAAUGAGUGAGAAUUUGAAGAAAGAAGAACAUGAUGGAAGGUAGAGAGUGAGAGUGGGAAGCAUGGAAGUGGGUAUGCUUCCAAUCUCAGCUUCUAAGAGAGGAAAACUCUUGGCUGCUGGUUACACCACUCUCGAUGCCAUUGCUCGUGCCUCCGCCUCCCACCUUGCUCGAGAUAUUGAAGUUUCUGAUAGUGAAGCCUUGGAAAUUCUGAAUCUUGCAGCCAAAACUGGUGUUUCGGACAGACCAAAUGGGACUUCAACUACUGUUGUUGGUGGUGGUCAGACUGCCUGGGAUAUGCUCAAUGAUGAGAAGUUUUCUUCUUACAUUACCACAUCUUGUGUGGAUCUGGAUAACAUACUUGGCGGAGGAAUUAAGUGUAAAGAUGUCACUGAAAUAGGUGGAGUUCCAGGCAUUGGUAAAACACAAAUUGGGUAUUCUUUGAUUCAACUUGCGGUAAAUGUUCAGAUUCCUCAAGGAUACGGUGGCCUGGGUGGGAAGGCAAUAUACAUCGACACAGAAGGAAGCUUUAUGGUUGAACGAGUUCUUCAAAUUGCUGAAGCAUGCAUAGAAGACAUGGCUGAAUAUAGCAACCACUUUCACAAGGAUUUGCAACCUUGUGAAGUUAAAAUGCACCCUAAUAAUAUCUUGGAAAAUAUAUUCUAUUUUCGUGUUUGUAGCUACACUGAGCAAAUUGCCUUGAUAAAUUACUUAGACAAAUUCAUCAUGGAGAAUAAAGACGUAAAGAUCAUCAUUGUUGACAGUGUUACUUUCCACUUCCGCCAAGACUUUGAAGAUAUGGCUCUCAGGACUCGAUUACUCAGCGAAAUGGCUUUGAAAUUGAUGAAGCUUGCAAAAAAGUUCUGUUUAGCAGUUGUUAUGCUGAAUCAAGUAACAACAAAGUUCAUUGAAGGUUCAUUUCAAUUGACCCUUGCACUAGGAGAUAGCUGGUCACAUUCAUGCACAAAUAGGAUAAUAUUAUUUUGGAAUGGCAAUGAACGACAUGCAUUUAUUGAUAAGUCCCCUUCUCUGAAAUCAGCAUCAGCUCCAUAUUCUGUGACCAGUAGGGGCAUACGAAAUUCUACUUCAAGCUGCAAAAGGAUCAAGAUGAUGUGAGAUUUUGAGUAACAGAGUCUAUUACUCAACCUUCCCACACCCUUUUUUGCUUAUACCUUUGUAAAAUUUUUGGACACAACAAGAAUUAUACAACAUGUUUCACCCUUUUUGGCUUUCCUACGGUGCUGGUUUUGUGUUAUACCUUUGAUUUAAUCUAAUAAGUGCAUAAUGAUCUUUGCUUAGUAAAA